Molecule: messenger RNA, 2750 nt
Organism: Impatiens glandulifera
Lineage: Eukaryota; Viridiplantae; Streptophyta; Magnoliopsida; Ericales; Balsaminaceae
Product: respiratory burst oxidase homolog protein C-like
Exons: 12
Coding region: 1-2625 (874 amino acids)
Cellular component (GO): plasma membrane
Molecular function (GO): NAD(P)H oxidase H2O2-forming activity; calcium ion binding; peroxidase activity
Source: RefSeq, a predicted model, not a curated record
AUGGAAAAUCAAAAGACUUGGAGUGGAGGAAUAUCUCCAAAUUCUGAGAUCGAAGUAGUCGGAAAUGACUUUCCGACUACUAGUACUGGAUCCCUCCACAAACGGAAGAGCGCACGCUUCAACCUCCCGGAGGCAGUUCCCACCGACGACGACAACACGUGCGUGGAGAUCACUUUGGACGUGCAUGAUGACUCAGGAGUCUGCUAUGUCAAGACGAUAAAUGAAAAGCCUGACGCUGAUCCGAACCAUGUCAAGACAAUUGAAAAGCCUGAUGUUGAUCCGAGAGAUCGAAGGUCUCGGAUCAAACAUAUCUCUAAGGAGUUGAAACGGAUUACCUCCAUGACAUCCCAAUGGUCCAAACCAUGCCAAAGGUUCAAUCGGAACGAGUCGGAGGCACUUAAAGGCUUGAAAUUCAUCAGCAAAAUUGACGUAAAUACUAAUUGGCUCGCCGUCAAUAGACGGUUCGACAAACUCACUUCCUUCACCGAGCUACUCCCUCGUUAUGUCUUCGGCGAAUGUAUCGGUACCGAGUCUAAUCUUAAUAAUGAUUUUGCGGUUAAAAUAUUCGACGCACUUCGCAUGAGAUAUAGAAUAACCGGAGACUCGAUUGACAAAACUCUGUUGAGAGAAUUUUGGGAAAUUAUUAUAGACGAAAGUUUUGAUUCACGCCUCCAUAUAUUCUUUGACAUGGUGGAUAAAGAUUCAGAUGGAAGAAUCACUGAAGAAGACAUCAAAGAGAUUAUUGCUGUAAGCGCUUCUGCCAACAGACUCUCAAAUAUUCAGAAGCAGGCGCAUGAAUAUGCAGCUUUGAUCAUGGAAGAAUUGGACCCAUAUAAUUCCGGCUAUAUCUUGAUAGAGGACUUGGAGAUUUUGCUGCGAGCACCAAUCCAUUCCUUAAGCGGAGACGACAGUAAAUUGAGCCAUCUGUUCAGCCAGAAACUAAAACCAACUAAACUCAACCCAACAAGGGCAUUUUUCAGAUACGUGAAAUACUUCUUUCUGGAUAAUUGGAAAAGGGUUUGGGUUAUUGUUCUAUGGGUUGGAGUCAUGAUUGGUCUUUUCAUUUGGAAGUUUAUUCAAUACAAGAAUAGGGCUGCAUAUGAUGUAAUGGGUCAUUGUGUUUCCAUGGCUAAAGGUGCUGCUGAGACUCUUAAGCUGAACAUGGCUUUGAUCUUGAUGCCCGUUUGCAGAAACACCAUUACUUGGGUCAGGAACAAGACCAAUUUGGGAGUUGUUGUUCCAUUUAAUGACAAUCUAAGCUUUCAUAAAGUCAUAGCUGUGGCAAUUGCAAUUGGAGUUUGUAUACACGGGAUUUAUCACUUGGCGUGUGAUUUCCCUAGGCUACUCGAUGCAAGUCCUGAUAAGUACGAGCCGAUGAUCCAAUACUUCGGGGAGCAACCAACAAGUUAUUGGCACUUUGUGAAGAGCUUCGAGGGGAUAAGUGGGAUAAUCAUGGUGGUUUUGAUGGCCAUAGCUUUCACUUUGGCCACACCAUGGUUUAGGCGAAGCAAAAUCAUUCUCCCUAAGCCAUUCAAUAAGUUUACUGGAUUCAAUACAUUUUGGUACUCCCACCACUUAUUUGUCAUUGUCUAUGGUUUGCUCAUUGCCCAUGGCAUCAAACUUUAUUUGACUCAUGAAUGGUACAAGAAAACAACUUGGAUGUACCUGGCCAUCCCAAUUAUAGUAUACGCCUGUGAAAGAUUAACUAGAGCGUUCAGAUACAGAACUGAAGUUGUCAUACAAAAGGUGAUUGUUUAUCCUUCAAAUGUGUUGUCACUUCACAUGUCAAAGCCUAGCGGAUUCAAGUACAAGAGCGGACAAUACAUGUUUGUUAAUUGUGCUGCGGUUUCCCCAUUCGAAUGGCAUCCUUUUUCCAUAACAUCAGCUCCUGGAGAUGACUAUCUCAGUGUCCAUAUUCGUAAUCUUGGUGAUUGGACCAAACAGAUGCAGGUCGUUUUCUCCUCUGAGAUUAAAAAUGGACUCCAGAAAGCAGUUGGUUUGCAGGGGGAAUACAAUCCCAACAUCCCAAAAGUGAAGAUUGAUGGUCCAUAUGGAGCACCAGCACAAGACUACAAGAAAUAUGAUGUAGUAUUGUUGGUGGGUCUUGGCAUAGGGGCAACUCCAAUGAUUAGCAUUUUGAAGGACAUUAUGAACAACAUCAAGGCCAUUAGGGAAGAAGACAAAUCCCUUGAAAAUUCAGACCAAUUUAAGACCAGGAAGGCAUAUUUCUACUGGUUAACGAGAGAGGAGAAUUCGUUUAAUUGGUUCAAUGAGGUAAUGAACGAGGUGACAGAAAUGGUCGAUGAAAAUGUGAUAGAAAUGAAUAUUUAUUGCACAAGUGUGUAUGAAGAGGGAGAUGCUCGAUCUGCACUGAUCACCAUGCUUCAGUCUAUCAACCAUGCGAAGAAUGGGGUUGAUGUUGUGUCGGGCACUAGUGUCAAGUGUCAUUUUGCCAGGCCCAAAUGGCGUGAUGUCUAUAAGAACAUAGCCAUAAAACACACCAAUUCGCGUGUUGGAGUUUUCUAUUGUGGAGCACCAAGACUAACAAAGGAGCUAAAGCAACUAUCUUUGGAUUUCUCUCAUAAAACCUCCACUAAAUUUGAUUUCAACAAAGAGAACUUUUGAAUCUUCAACCAAAAUGAUGAGCUGCCCUAGUAAAUAUGCAAUAUUAUGUAUUACUAAACACUUUUUAACUUUGUUAAUGUGAGAAAUAGUAUAACCGAACCAACCGUCCAACCCUAGUUAUUACC